Salmo salar (Atlantic salmon) is the source of this 4685-nucleotide messenger RNA. Its product is annotated as prepronociceptin. Lineage: Eukaryota; Metazoa; Chordata; Actinopteri; Salmoniformes; Salmonidae. Gene Ontology annotation, biological process: chemical synaptic transmission; sensory perception; neuropeptide signaling pathway. Gene Ontology annotation, cellular component: plasma membrane; neuronal cell body; dendrite. Gene Ontology annotation, molecular function: opioid receptor binding. The record is from RefSeq and is a predicted model, not a curated record.
UGGCACAGUUAAAGUCCUGACCCAUGACAGGAGCAUAUUUCUCCCAUCACUCUCAUUAUCCUCCUAUUGAUCCCCUGGUCUUUAAAUCGAUUCAUCUCCACCAAGACGAUGCAAGACUAUUAUUUUCCACAGUUAACACCCCAGGGAGAAGGUUAAAUCUUUAUGCUUUCGGUGCAAAAUACUGUCUGCAAAGACAUUUCCUGUUGAUGAUCUGAUGACGGCAGAGAACUAACCACAUGGCUGCUCAUGACUUAGGCUAAAGCCCGGGGGCAGUUUCUGUUGCUUUCCAGGACUCACUUUGUGUGUUCUGUCAAUGGACCACCACUUAAUGAGGGGCUAUCUACAGCUGUAGUCCAUAAAUCAUUUGUUCACAGUAGGGGAGAGUGGGGCUGACCCUAUUGUCUCCGUAGUUAGGAUACUGAGGACCAUGAAGACCCCUCUCUGGUCCCUGCUGCUGCUGUGUCUGUGUGUCCCGGGACACUGUAGUGAAUGCCAGGGGGACUGCCUGGCCUGUGGCCUCAUCCUGCCGCAGGAGAUCAACUUCAACACACUGGUGUGUCUGGUGGAGUGUGAGGGUAACGUCUCCCCUGCCUUCACUUGGGACAUGUGCCGCAAGGCCUCAGCCUCCCCACAGUUACCCUCCCUGUCCAUAGGGGGCGCUGCCAUGCUGACGCGGGCCCAGAAGGAGGUGGAGGCCAUGCUGCCAGAGGAAGAAGAGGAACAGGGGGAAGGGGGGCUGAUGUACCCAGUAGCCCUGCAGAGGUUUGACCACGUGGUCCGUUCUCUGGGCAUAGAUGAGCUGGGCAGUGAGAGCCGGCUAACCGCUGAUGUCUACAACUCCCAGCUGCCCCAGGAAAUGCAGGAAAGGGAUGAGGAAGUUGGGGACGAGGAAGAGGGGGAUAACGGGAUGGAGAGAGAGCAGGACGGAGCGGCGGGGAUAAGUCUGUCGAAGCGCUUCGGGGGGUUCCUGAAGGGAAGGCAUGGAUACAGGAAGUUGAUGGGCCCCGGGAGGCCCUUGCAGAAGCGCUACGGCGGGUUCAUAGGCAUCCGGAAAUCUGCCCGCAAGUGGAACAACCAGAAACGGUUCAGUGAGUUCCUGAAGCAAUACCUGGGCAUGAGCACCCGAGCUAGCAAGUCCUACAACAGUGUCUCCGCUGACAUCACCCAACAGAACAAGGUGUAGCAACGCACACGGCAACUGUAUCCCUGGCAAUGACGCACAUAUUGUAACCUAGCAACCCCCAACCCCGCUCUACAUAUUCAAAUCCGUCACCAAGGUGAUGAUUAAACUUCUGUUCCGAACACAACCCCUCAUGAAAAUCCACACUGGAGCAUUAUAGAUUCAGUCUUGUAUACUGCAUUUCCUCAUUGAUAACGAUAACAUAUUAUGAAUAAAAGCUAAGAAAAUAGUAAAAAAAGACCAUGUAUAUAGCUAAAUGGUUUAUCAGAGAAUCACAUUGGAUUAAUAGUAUAGACACACGAACACACUAUAUUUGUUUUGCUUUCUAUACUGCAUCUGUAAUGUAACUUUUCAAACCACAUUUGCCUUCAUCAAUUAUGGCUAUUAUUAUUACAUAGGCUAAUUCAGUGUAAACUUCAUGAAUUUAAAUGACUUACUAGUGAAGUUUCCAUGGAUUUCUUGAACCAGUACAGUACAUGAGAGGGAGACUGUUUGGUGACCAGGCAUGGCACUCCCUUUGUUAGGUUGCCCUCUAGUGGCUAACCCAAAAAUUACUUUUAGAUUUCCAAUUGAAAAUGCGCUAAAAUAUGUUCAUGACUAUCUUAUAUAAUAUAUAACACAAUCUCAGUAUUAGGUUUGUGGAUGGCUUGUAACCUAUUCACAUCUUCAGAAAUAUUCUCCAAACUUCAAUUUCAACCCUGGCUACUAUAAUUUGGAGCAAAACAUCACAAUUAACUGUUACUACUGCGUAAGACUUAAAUAUUAUAUCCAUGCUCUUGUACCAAUGAUCUGUUGGCGAAACUAAUGUUCUGACUUGAGAAUGAACCUUGGCAUGUGUUUUUUGAAGCCGAAGCAGAUGUAGCCUAGGCCUAUUCAAUCAGUUCAAGUGUUAACCAGCGAUAGCAGACGUCUGCAUAGUGCAUGUUUUCAUGGUGUUGGAGGUGGAACUGCGUAGGUGCUGUCAAAUCGGUGAGCAACUGCUCUUGCCAUCAUUGUCACCAAGCCACUCCCGCCCCACUAGUGUUAAAAGUUAAGAUCGAGAAAGUGUAGGCCAUGGUUCCCCAACUGGCGGCCCAACAAUAAAAAUAAAAAAAGUGGACCUAAAAGACAAAAAACAGCAGCAAAUCAGCUCCAAGUGAUUUAAAUUUAGGAAAUCUGUUCCAAACUAUUCCCACACAUAGAUAUGUGAACAUAUACAAAUGGAAGAAACAUUUGAAAUUAUGUUUUAGUCAAACGUUAUAUCUGUUUGGGCUUCUUGUGGUCAAUUUGCAGUCUACAAAUGAUUUGUAAUUAUGUUCAGGCCCCAGACCAUCCGCUCAAGAAAAUAAAAUUAUAAUCAGCCCGCGACUGAAUCUAGUUGAUGAUCCCUGGUGUAGGCUAUAAAGAAAUAGUUACUCUAACAUUCCAGUGUUCCAACUGUAACCAAGGCUGCAUGGGAUUUGUCUUAAUGCACUCCGUUCAGCCAAUGGCAAUGUCCGCUUUAGGAUGAAUGCCAGGAACCGCUUGUGGAUUUGGCAUCUCUGACGCAGUUCCACCUCCAACACCACCAAAACAUUAAAUAGAGCCCCUACUGUAUGUAUGAACAGUCAUCUGAAUUAUUAUGUGAAACCAUUUUGUUGUGCAGCAUUAAACCUGUAAAUGGCAGAACUUUUACAUAUCAAUAAAGAUAGUUUACUAUUUGUUUUGUGGCUUGUUAUGCAGCAAAUGAUUCGGUGUCUUGAGGUGUUUUGUUCCAACGUCCUAGAAUGUUCACGAGACAAUGACAUCUUGUAUGAAUCCCACAAUGCUCCAUUUAUUAAACAAAAAAUGUCCACACCAAUAAUGUCUUGUAUAAUAACAAUAAAAGUCCUCUCUUGAUCAAAUAAAAUAUCUGUAUAGAUGCAGGCCCACAACUCAACAUAGAAAGACGUAUAACUUUACAUCUAACUUGAGGCCAAACAUUUGAAAAAGGAGAAUAAAAACAAGACUACUAGUGACAGGGUUAGUCUUUAUCAAGCAUAUUUCAACAUCAAAAAGACCAAAACAUUCCAGAUUCCAUAUAAAAAUAGUGCAUCAUAAUAAAAAAUUACUUCAUUCAAAGGUAAUUUCUUUCUCCAGGUACAGUACAUACAGGUAACUGCCAAAAUAAAGGAAACGCCAACAAAGUGUCUUAUAGGGUGUUGGGCCACCACAAGCCACCAGAAAUGCUUCAAUACACCUUGACAUAGAUUCUACAUGUGUCUGGAACUCGGAGGGAUGCGGCACCAUUCCAUCAUUUGGUGUUUUGUUGACGGUGGUGGAAAACGCUGUCUCAGGCGAUGCUCCAGAAUCUCCCAUAAUUAUUCAAUCGAGUUAAAAUCUGGUGACUGAGAGACACACACACACUUUAAACCCUCUAUGCGCCUUUAAGACCCCUCUUUCAAAGUCACCAAAACAAUGGGCAACUGGGCAUUUUAUACAUGACCCUAAGCAUGAUGGGAUGUUAAUUGUUUAACUCAGGAACGACACCUUUGUGGAAGCAUCUGAUUUCAAUAUACUUUGUAUCCCUCAUUUACUCAAGUGUUUCCAUUAUUUUUGGCAGUUACCUAUACAUAACACAAUAUAUAAGCGUUUUUUGCUUCUGUGGAUUAAUUGGCUUACUGCAAGGAAACAUGAGUUUCAAUAAACAAGCAUUUUGGGUUUUAACAUAUGAAAACAUCUUUAUGCAUGUUAAUUUACAAUAAGUGGCAGAGUGACAAGGGUUUAGGGCCACAAUGCCCUUGAGCAGCAUAUAAUUCUAGAUAAGCCCUUAGCCAUGUAAAUGUUUUCAGACUCAAUCCUGGCACCAUAUUUUAGUUCUUAUUAUUGGCACCACGUGGCACAUUCCACAUCAAACCUGGAACCUCGAUAACAUAAUUCAGUUAGUGUCUCAGCAGUACUGAGGCUGGUACUGGAGUGUUGGAUAUCCAAGCAUAUGGCAAAUGUAUGGAGAUAGAUUCCUGACAAAAUAUAUUUAUACAAAUGGCUCAUUUUAUUACAACGAUGUGAGUAAGAGACCAGAGCUGCCAAUGACCUCCAUGUUUUAAAGGGAACCAAUACUUUCACGUCAUAGUGUCUCUUUAAUUAUAGACUAGUGCUCUGAAAUGAUAUCCGUUGGCAUAACCAAAGCCUGUUACGAGGCUAUAUUAUAGACUAUUUCUGGUGUAACUAAGAAGACUUUAAGGCAUACCAGAAAGGAUAGCUACCGUAGCUGCUAACAACAAGGACGAGAUACUGGGUCCUUAACUUUAACAGUUGGUUACAUCAUGCUCAGAGAAGUGAAAAUCAAUGUGCAUGUCAUCUGAUUGGUCUAAAGUGUGUGAAUUGAUUCCUAUAUCCCACAACAUGGUAAUUCUUGGCGGAACAUUGUAUUUAACACACCUUAGAAAAACGACAAGUUGCAAAAUAUAGACAACAUCGCUGGAUAAUAUAACGAAACACAAUACAAAUUAACAUAUUCAACAUCCCCCCCCAAAUUGUUUUGUUCCCUUAAAAAAGCCAAAAACAU